Heterotrigona itama is the source of this 2552-nucleotide messenger RNA. The record is from the annotation of a GenBank genome assembly. NCBI's taxonomy places the organism in Eukaryota, Metazoa, Arthropoda, Insecta, Hymenoptera, Apidae.
GCCAAAAGCCGGUUUAGUCGAACGUAAAAAGGACAAAAGGGAUUUUAAUAAUUAUCGCGAUAUAAUCGUAUAUUAAUUGUAAUCAAAAUACCAAAAAUGGUUGGGAAAGGCAAGAUGUAUGUGAUAAAACGUGUCUGCAAUUACUUUCCGUGUGAUCAGUGGUUUAUACUCAGGUGUGACUACUGUUGAAUUGGACAAUCUUGCAGCUGAAACUGCAGCAACAAUGACUACUAAACAUCCAGAUUAUGCAAUAUUAGCUGCACGAAUUGCAGUCUCUAAUCUUCAUAAAGAAACAAAAAAAAGUUUUAGUGAAGUAAUACAGUCCUUAUAUAAUGUAAAGGAACAAUAUUCAAAUGAAAGCAGACCUGUUAUUAGUGAGAAAUAUUACAAUAUCAUUAAAAAAAAUGCAAAUAAAUUAAAUUCUGCAAUAAUUUAUGAUAGAGAUUUUAGUUAUAAUUACUUUGGUUUUAAGACACUUGAGAAAAGUUAUUUAUUAAAGAUACAUGGGAAAGUUGUUGAAAGACCACAACAUAUGCUAAUGAGAGUUGCAGUUGCUAUCCAUGAUGAAGAUAUUGAUAAAGCUAUAGAAACAUACAAUUUUUUAUCAGAACGUUAUUUCACUCAUGCAUCUCCAACACUUUUUUCUGCAUGUACUAGACGACAGCAAAUGUCCAGUUGCUUUUUACUAACAAUGAGUGAUGAUAGCAUCGAAGGAAUUUAUGAUACAUUAAAAAGAUGUGCACUUAUUAGUAAAUCAGCUGGUGGCAUUGGACUUAAUGUACAUUGUAUUCGAGCAAAAGGUACACCAAUAGCUGGUACACUUGGUGUAUCUAAUGGCUUAAUUCCAAUGAUCAGAGUAUACAAUAACACAGCUCGGUAUGUUGAUCAAGGAGGAAAUAAAAGACCAGGAGCAUUUGCUAUAUAUUUGGAACCAUGGCAUGCAGAUAUCUUUGAAUUUUUAGAUCUUAAAAAAAAUACUGGUAAGGAAGAACAUAGAGCAAGAGAAUUAUUUUAUGCUCUAUGGAUACCUGAUCUUUUUAUGAAACGAGUUUUGGAAAAUGGUGUAUGGUCUUUAAUGUGUCCACAUGAAUCUCCUGGUCUACCUGAUGUUUGGGGCGAUGAAUUUGAAGCUCUCUAUACGCGAUAUGAGAAUGAAGAAAGAUAUAAACGUCAGAUUCAAGCUAGAGAUUUAUGGACAGCUAUUCUUGUCGCUCAAGUUGAAACAGGAACUCCUUAUAUGCUUUAUAAAGAUCAUUGCAAUCGUAAAUCAAAUCAUCAAAAUAUAGGAACGAUAAAAAGUAGUAAUUUGUGUACAGAAAUCGUACAGUUUUCCAGUCCAAAUGAAAUCGCUGUAUGUAAUUUAGCUUCAAUCGCGGUCAAUAUGUUUGUAAAUCCUGUUAAUCGAACAUUUGAUUUUCAAAAACUUUUGCAAGUGACAAAAAUUGUUACUUGUAAUCUAGAUAAGAUUAUCGAUGUUAACUACUAUCCAGUUCCACAAGCCGAAACAUCAAAUUUUAGACACAGACCUAUAGGGAUUGGAAUUCAGGGUCUCGCAGAUGUGUUCCUUUUAAUGCGAUAUCCAUUUGAAAGUGAGGAAGCACAAAAACUUAAUAUUCAAAUAUUUGAGACACUAUAUUAUGGUGCCUUAGAAGCUAGCUGUGAACUUGCUGCAGAGAAAGGAACAUAUGAAACUUAUAAAGGUAGUCCAGUCAGUAAAGGAAUUUUACAAUAUGAUAUGUGGAAUGUUACUCCAACUGAUUUAUGGAAUUGGACAAUUUUGAAAGAAAAAAUUGCAAAACAUGGAGUUAGAAAUUCUUUACUAAUUGCACCUAUGCCAACAGCCUCUACUGCACAAAUUUUAGGAAAUAAUGAGUCCAUAGAACCAUAUACCAGUAAUAUUUAUGCAAGAAGAGUUUUGUCUGGAGAGUUCCAAAUUGUAAAUCCUCAUUUAUUGCGAGAUCUAACUGAAAGAGAUCUUUGGGAUGAAGACAUGAAAAAUGAAAUUAUAGCAAAUAACGGUUCUAUACAGAAUAUUGAACGUAUACCAAAUGAUCUGAAAAUGCUUUAUAAAACAGUGUGGGAAAUACCACAAAAAAUAAUCUUAAAAAUGGCAGCAGAUCGAGGUGCAUUUAUAGAUCAAUCACAGUCAUUAAAUGGUUUAAAAACUGGUAUGUAUUAUUUAAGAACAAAACCGGCCGUAAAUGCUCUUCAAUUCACAGUUGAUAAAUCAAAAUUACGAAACGCAAAUACUAUUAAUCCUUGUCAGGCUACUGAAAGUAGUAAUGAUGAGGAACUCAAUUCUUCAAAAAGUGGAUGGUUACGAAAUCAAAGCAACGAAAGCAUAGAUGCUGUACUCGCAUGCUCUCGCGAAAAUGGAGAUGCAUGCAUGGCCUGCGGAUCAUAAAUAUUAAUAUUUGUUAUAUUUUGUAUUUAAGUUAUAAUUUUUAUGAGUAUUUAUACGUGUGAUGAGUGUUAUAUUUAAGUAUACUUUUUAUAAUACUAUACUAAGUUUUGAAAAAUUGUGAAAUAAAAUUUGCCAUCGAUUUCGUUUA